Molecule: messenger RNA, 670 nt
Organism: Thlaspi arvense
Lineage: Eukaryota; Viridiplantae; Streptophyta; Magnoliopsida; Brassicales; Brassicaceae
Source: the annotation of a GenBank genome assembly
UUGGAGGAUUCAAGUCAAAAUCCUGCACAUUUGGAAGCAAUUUGCGUUCGCGUCAGGAGAAUCUAUUGAAAUGGUUUUAGUCAACAAAGAGAAACAACACUUGAAGAGAUACGACAACCAUUUAUCUGUUGGAAGCUGGAAAUUCAUUGAAGAGUUCAACGUUACCAAUUCAAUUGGACAGUACAGGACUACCAAACAUUGUUACCGGUUUAUCAAAUUCAUGAAGGAAUACCAAUUCAAAUUCAUCAACGUUACCAAUUCAAUUGGACAGUACAGGACUACCAAACAUUGUUACCGGUUUAGUUUUGUUAAAGACACAAUUGUCUCUAAUUCUGUAACCGUGUCAGACUCUGAAUUCUUGGACUUGGUUCGCUUCAGUCAAAUUCAUGAAGGAAUACAGAAUCAGAGCAUUUUGUGUGAUGUUCUCGGCCAGAUAAUGAAUGUGGGUCAACUGUCUACGAUGCAUGUCAAUAAUAAGGAGGCAAAAAAAAAUGAUUUCGAACUAAGGGAUAAGCAUGAUAUGCGGCUAAGUUGUACCUUAUGGGAAAAUUUUGCUGAUCAAAUCCUCGAAGCCACUUCCAAAAACGUAAAAAGUGUUUCCAACGCUUUUGAUGCCAGUUUAGUCAUUAUAAACCGGUCUGGAUCACAGAUUGACAACUUUGUGCAUGCG